Parastagonospora nodorum SN15 is the source of this 1065-nucleotide messenger RNA. RefSeq lists its product as hypothetical. The record is from RefSeq and is a predicted model, not a curated record. Gene Ontology annotation, molecular function: oxidoreductase activity, acting on the CH-OH group of donors, NAD or NADP as acceptor. Bases 1 to 1065 code for a protein of 354 amino acids. Lineage: Eukaryota; Fungi; Ascomycota; Dothideomycetes; Pleosporales; Phaeosphaeriaceae. The transcript is spliced from 4 exons.
AUGGCAGCAUCAACGGGCAGGGUCCUUCUUACUGGUGCGAACGGAUUCGUCGCCUCUCAUAUUGUUCAAGGACUCAUCAAACGUAACUACCAUAUCGUGGGUACUGUGCGCUCUGAACAAAAGGCCCGUGACGUAAUCGCCCUCCAUCCGUCCUGGAAGGAUCACAUCACUUGGGCCAACAUUGCAGACAUCGGAGUCACAGAUGUAUGGGAGGAAGUAUUCAAGAGUGGUCCAUUCGACUACAUCAUCCACAAUGCAUCUCCCGUAGACUUCACUGUCAAAGAUUUCCAACUUGCGAUGAUCGAUCCCGCAGUGAAAGGCACUACUUCGCUCCUUGAAGCCUCCCAGAGACUCGGAGGGUCUACUCUUAAACGAGUAGUGAUAUCCGGCAGUACGGCCAGCGUGUCUGACUACUUUCAUCCGGUCAGCAAAGCACGGGAGCCAUAUACAGAGGCUGAUUGGAAUCAAGUCGAGUACGCAAUCGAGAAAGGCGAUGUGGUUGCCGCAUAUGUUGCGUCCAAGACGUUAGCUGAGCGAGCUGCCUGGAAGUUCAUGGAAACGAACAAACCAACUUUCGGCAUGACAGUGCUGAACCCCUACGUCAUCAUUGGGCCGAUGCUUCAGCCGGCGGCCGGUCCUGAUAACGUGCCAAGCACAAAUGUGUUUCCGGUCUUCAACUUCCUCAACGGGACGUACAGAGAUAUCGAAACCCUGACUUUUCCAGCCUGGCAUUAUGUUGAUGUGCGCGACGUUGCCCUCGCCCACAUCCUAUCUAUGACAGAACCCGCGACAAACAACAAGCGCAUCUUGCUUGUUAGUGGGCUUAUCACUCCCCAGAGCAUCAUCAACAUUAUCCGGAGGAACUUUCCCGAGUUACACGACCGAGUUAUUGAAGGAGUUCCCGAGAAGUUGAUGCCAGACGGAGUUGAGCCGACGGACUGGGACGUUCGCAGGAGUUUCGAAGUCCUUGGGAAUACGUGGAAAUACAUCCGCCUUGAGGAGACGAUCGUUGACACGGUAAACGACUUCUUAGACCACGAGAAGAGGUGGGCUGAAGGAUUUUAA